GAGCCAGAGCAAAGGUCAGAGGAUCCAUCAGAGACUCAAACCAGAACCAGAACCAGAACCCAGCUGUGUGUCCUUUAAGAGCGACAUGUCAAAGGAUGAUUUCAUUUACUUUAAAUCUCCUGGAUCUCCACCAUCAGAGAGAAUGGACCAGCAGAGCUCAGAGGUUCCCAGUGGUCCGUAUGUCCAUCAGCAUCAAACACAGCUGGACUCCAUAUUUAUGCUGCUGGAGGACAACAUUGUCACGUUUGUGAAAAAUGAGCUGAAGAAAAUUCAAAAGGUUCUGAGUCCUGAUGACACAGAAUGUUCAGAGAGUCAGAGAGAUGAUUAUGAUGUGUUGGAAGGUGAUGAUGAAGAGCAGAGGAUGAUCAGCAAAGAGGCACUGAUGAAGAUCACACUGAACUUCCUGAGGAGGAUGAAGCAGGAGGAGCUGGCUGAACAUCUGCAGAGCAAACAAUUUGCUGCAGUUUGUCAACAUCAACUUAAAUCUGGUCUGAAGAAGAAGUUCCAGUCUGUGUUUGAGGGGAUUGCUAAAGCAGGAAGUCCAACCCUUCUGAACCAGAUCUACACAGAGCUCUACAUCACAGAGGGAGGGACUGGAGAGGUCAAUGAUGAACAUGAGGUCAGACAGAUUGAAACAGCAUCCAGGAAACCACACAGACCAGAAACAACAAUCAGACAAGAAGACAUUUUUAAAGUCCAACCUGGAAGAGACCAACCAAUCAGAACAGUGAUGACAAAGGGAGUGGCUGGCAUUGGGAAAACAGUCCUAACACAGAAGUUCACUCUGGACUGGGCUGAAGACAAAGCCCACCAGAACAUCCAGUUCAUAUUUCCAUUCACCUUCAGAGAACUGAAUCUGCUGAAAGAGAAAAAGUUCAGCUUGGUGGAACUUGUUCAUUUCUUCUUUACUGAAAUCAAAGAAAUCUGCAGCUUUGAACACUUCCAGGUUCUGUUCAUCUUUGAUGGUCUGGAUGAGAGUCGACUUCCUCUGGACUUCCACAACAAGGAGAUCCUGACUGAUGCUACAGAGUCCACCUCAGUGGACGUUCUGCUGACAAACCUCAUCAGGGGGAAACUGCUUCCCUCUGCUCUCCUCUGGAUAACCACACGACCUGCAGCAGCCAAUCAGAUCCCUCCUCAGUGUGUUGGCAUGGUGACAGAGGUCAGGGGUUUCAAUGAUCCACAGAAGGAGGAGUACUUUAGGAAGAGAUUCAGAGAUAAGCAGCAGGCCAGCAGGAUCAUCUCCCACAUGAAGACAUCACGAAGCCUCCACAUCAUGUGCCACAUCCCAGUCUUCUGUUGGAUCACUGCUACAGUUCUGGAGGAUGUGUUGGAGACCAGAGAGGGAGGAGAGCUGCCCAGAACCCUGACGGAGAUGUACAUCCACUUCCUGGUGGUUCAGACCAAAGUGAAGAAGGUCAAGUAUGAUGGAGGAGCUGAAACAGAUUCACACUGGAGUCCAGAGAGCAGGAAGAUGAUUGAGUCUCUGGGAAAACUGGCUUUUGAUCAGCUGCAGAAAGGAAACCUGAUCUUCUAUGAAUCAGACCUGACAGAGUGUGGCAUUGAUGUCAGAGCAGCCUCAGUGUACUCAGGAGUGUUCACACAGAUCUUUAAAGAGGAGAGAGGGCUGUACCAGGACAAGGUGUUCUGCUUCGUCCAUCUGAGUGUUCAGGAGUUUCUGGCUGCUCUUCAUGUUCAUCGGACCUUCAUCAAAUCUGGUGUCUGCCUCAUGGAAGAAACACAAACACCUAAGAAGUUUUUGUUAUUUAAUAAACCUAAACUAAAGGUUCUCCAUCACACAGCGGUUGACCAGGCCUUACUGAGUCCAAAUGGACACCUGGACUUGUUCCUCCGAUUCCUCCUGGGACUUUCACUGCAGACCAAUCAGAGACUCCUACAUGGUCUGCUGACACAGACAGGAAGUAGGUCACAGACCAAUCAGAAAACAGUUCAGUACAUCAAGGAGAAGAUCAAUGAGAAUGUGUCUGCAGAGAAAAGCAUCAAUCUGUUUCACUGUCUGAAUGAACUGAAUGAUCGUUCUCUAGUGGAGGAGAUCCAACAGUCUCUGAGUUCAGGAAGUCUCUCCACAGAUAAACUGUCUCCUGCUCAGUGGUCAGCUCUGGUUUUCAUCUUAGUGUCAUCAGGAAAAGAUCUGGAUGUGUUUGACCUGAAGAAAUACUCUGCUUCAGAGGAGGUUCUUCUGAGGCUGCUGCCAGUGGUUAAAGCCUCCAACAAAGCUCUACUGAGUGGCUGUAACCUCUCAGAGAGAAGCUGUGAAGCUCUGUCCUCAGUUCUCAGCUCCCAGUCCUCCAGUCUCAGAGAACUGGACCUGAGUAACAACAACCUGCAGGAUUCAGGAGUGAAGCUUCUCUCUGCUGGACUGAAGAGUCCAAACUGCAACCUGGAAACUCUCAGACUGAGUGGCUGUAACCUCUCAGAGAGAAGCUGUGAAGCUCUGUCCUCAGUUCUCAGCUCCCAGUCCUCCAGUCUCAGAGAACUGGACCUGAGUAACAACAACCUGCAGGAUUCAGGAGUGAAGUUUCUCUCUGCUGGACUGAAGAGUCCAAACUGCAACCUGGAAACUCUCAGCUUAUCAGGCUGUUUGGUCUCAGAGGAAGGCUGUGCUUCUCUGGCCUCAGCUCUGACCUCCAACCCCUCCCAUCUGAAAGAGUUGGACCUGAGCUACAAUCAUCCAGGAGACUCAGGAGUGAAGCUGCUGUCGGCUGGACUGAAGGAUCCACACUGGAGACUGGAAGCUCUCAGACUGAGUGGCUGUAACCUCUCAGAGAGAAGCUGUGAAGCUCUGUCCUCAGUUCUCAGCUCCCAGUCCUCCAGCCUCAGAGAACUGGACCUGAGUAACAACAACCUGCAGGAUUCAGGAGUGAAGCUUCUCUCUGCUGGACUGAAGAGUCCAAACUGCAACCUGGAAACUCUCAGCUUAUCAGGCUGUUUGGUCUCAGAGGAAGGCUGUGCUUCUCUGGCCUCAGCUCUGACCUCCAACCCCUCCCAUCUGAAAGAGUUGGACCCACACUGGAGACUGGAAGCUCUCAGGGUGGAGCCUGCUGGAGUCCCAUUCUUGACACCAGGUCCAUGGAGAAUGAGGAAGUAUUCCUGUCAACUCACCAUCGACACAAACACAGUGAACAGAGAACUCAAACUGUCUGAAGACAACAGGAAGGUGACACGUGUGGAGGAGCUUCAGUCAUAUCCUGAUCAUCCAGAAAGAUUUGAUUACUGGUAUCAGCUGCUGUGUAGAACUGGUCUGACUGGUCGCUGUUACUGGGAGGUCGAGUGGAGAGGAACAGUUUAUAUAUCAGUGAGUUACAGAAGAAUCAGGAGGAAAGGAUACGGUGGAGACUGUUUGUUUGGAGGGAAUGAUCAUUCCUGGAGGCUGAGAUGCUCUGAUGUUGAUGGUUACUCUGUCUGGCACAAUAACAGAGAAACUCGUCUCUCCUCCUCCUCUGUCUCUAACAGAGUAGCAGUGUAUGUGGACUGUCCUGCUGGCAUUCUGUCCUUCUACAGAGUUUCCUCUGACUCACUGAUCCUCCUCCACACCUUCAACACCUCAUUCACUGAACCUCUGAUUCCUGGAUUCUGGUUCAGUUCUGGUUCCUCAGUGUUUCUGUGCUGAGUUGAGUCUAAAGAGUCUAAAGAGUCUAAAGAUUUUCAUCCUGCUAGAAAAUCUCUCACUGAUUAAAAGAUAGUUCAGUCUCUUCAUGUCUGUUUCAUUCAGAAACAUAUUUUCAUUGACAAUGUACAAAGUCUAUAA
This is a messenger RNA of Xiphophorus maculatus (southern platyfish), 3769 nucleotides long. Its product is annotated as NACHT, LRR and PYD domains-containing protein 12-like. The record is from RefSeq and is a predicted model, not a curated record. The transcript is spliced from 13 exons. NCBI's taxonomy places the organism in Eukaryota, Metazoa, Chordata, Actinopteri, Cyprinodontiformes, Poeciliidae. The coding region runs from base 86 to 3631 and encodes 1181 amino acids. Gene Ontology annotation, molecular function: protein binding.